AUGAGACAAAAUCAUCACCGGCAAGCAACUUGUUCUAUUAUUGGAGAGCACUUGAAAACGAGAUAUGAAGGUGUGAAAAAAGGUCCAAAUCCAGCACAAAUAGUUAAUGAGAUGAACAAGAAUCUUGGUGUAAAGUGUAGUCAUUGGAAGGCAUGGAAGGCAAGAAAGUGCGCACAUGAACUUAUAAGGGGUUCAGCGGCAAACAGUUAUCCAAAACUCCCCUCUUACUUGUACAUGGUCCAAAAUUCUAAUCCUGGUACGUACACUAGAUUAAUUGUUGAUGAAGAACAGAAAUUCAAAUAUUUAUUUUUGUCUUUGGGAGUAUCCAUUAGAGGUUUUCGUUACAUGAGAAAAGUUAUAUCUAUUGAUGGAACUUUUAAGGGGUUCAACGGCAAACAUUUGAAAACUUAUCCUCUUGCUUUUGGUAUUGUUGAUUCUGAGAAUGAUGCAUCUUGGAAUUGGUUUUUAACAUGCUUACGAGAUCAAGUGCCUGAUACUACUGAUUUAGUGUUUAUAUCUGAUAGACACAAAAGUAUUAUAAAGGGAGUUCGAAAUGUAUAUAAAAAUGCUUACCAUGGAGCUUGUAUGUGGCAUCUUGGACAAAAUAUCAAGACAAAAUUUAGUGGUAAAGGUUUGAAAAAGUUGUUUGAGAAGACAGCAAAAGCGUACAGAGUUUCAGAGUUCACAAAGUUAUUUGCUGAGAUUUCUACAAAAAAACCAUGUCUGGCAACAUACCUGAAGAAUGCAUCUUUUGAAAGCUGGUCCAGAUGUCAUUUCCAUGGUAAUAGAUACAACAUCAUGACCACCAACAAUUUUGAGUCAUCGAACCAAGUUUUUAGAGAAGCUCGAGAAUGGCCCAUCAUUCCUUUAUUGGAGGAAAUUAUCACUACACUCUCCAGAUGGUUCUAUAAGAGAAGGAAAAAUGCAAAUUCUUGUCCAAUACCACUUACAGUUGACGCAGAAGAUAUAAUGAGACAAAGAUACGAACAAUCAAGGUACAUGAGAGUUACACCCAUUAAUCUAAGUGAGUUCCAUGUUAAAGGUGAGCCACUAGAUGACCUAGUUGAUAUUGAGGAACAUUCUUGUACAUGUCGAGAGUUUGACAUUGAUAAGAUUCCAUGUGUUCAUGGUGUCACUGCAGCAAUGCAUCGUGGAGUAGAUGUUUAUAGUCUAUGCUCAAAAUUCUACAUGACUGAAUUUUGGAGGAUGGCUUAUGUAGAAUCUAUUUACCCUUUACCACCUGACAUUGAAUGGCUUCUUCCAGAAGAGGUUAAGUCUCAAGUCAUUAUCAAACCAGUUAAGUUAAUUCCCCCAGGGAGACCAAAGAAUAAACGAAUUCCUUCGAGAGGAGAGUUUCCAAAGGAGAAGAGUAAUUUUUCACCAGAAUCGUCAUCAAAGAAAGUAAAGUGUAAGAUUUCUAAUGUUGAUGGGGGAAAAAAGCAACGGAAGUGUUCCAAUUGUGGAUGUUAUGGGCACAACAAAACCACAUGCAAGAAGUGA
This is a messenger RNA of Humulus lupulus (European hop), 1500 nucleotides long. RefSeq lists its product as uncharacterized. The transcript has a single exon. Bases 1 to 1500 code for a protein of 499 amino acids. The record is from RefSeq and is a predicted model, not a curated record. Lineage: Eukaryota; Viridiplantae; Streptophyta; Magnoliopsida; Rosales; Cannabaceae. Gene Ontology annotation, molecular function: zinc ion binding.